This is a messenger RNA of Cotesia congregata, 1375 nucleotides long. Lineage: Eukaryota; Metazoa; Arthropoda; Insecta; Hymenoptera; Braconidae. The record is from the annotation of a GenBank genome assembly.
AUGAAGACGACAAGCCCAAGAUUGAAGACGUUGGUGAGGACGAGGAGGAAGACAAAGAAGAUAAAGAAAACUAUCAAAGAGAAAUACACUGAAGACGAAGAGCUGAACAAGACCAAGCCACUGUGGACCCGCAACCCAGAUGACAUCACCCAGGAAGAGUACGGCGAGUUCUACAAGAGCUUGACCAACGACUGGGAAGACCACUUAGCUGUUAAACACUUUUCAGUAGAAGGUCAGCUUGAGUUCCGUGCUCUUCUGUUCGCUCCACGACGCGCUCCGUUUGAUUUGUUUGAAAACAAGAAGCGCAAGAAUAAUAUAAAGCUCUACGUAAGACGAGUCUUUAUUAUGGACAACUGCGAAGAGAUUAUUCCUGAUUACUUGAACUUCAUGCGCGGUAUUGUCGACAGUGAGGAUCUUCCUCUGAACAUCUCCCGUGAAAUGCUUCAGCAGAACAAGAUCUUGAAAGUCAUCCGCAAGAACUUGGUGAAGAAAUGUAUGGAGUUGUUUGACGAACUUGCCGAAGAUGCGGAGAACUACAAGAAGUUCUACGAGCAGUUCUCAAAGAAUUUGAAGCUGGGUAUUCACGAAGACUCUACCAACCGCAAGAAGCUUUCAGAGCUCCUGAGGUUCCACACUUCAUCAACGGGCGAAGAAAUGUGCGCCUUGAAGGACUACGUUGGUAGAAUGAAGGAAGUUCAGAAGCACAUUUAUUACAUCACUGGAGAAAGCCGCGAGCAAGUAGCUCACAGUUCCUUUGUUGAGCGAGUCCUUAAGGCUGGAUUUGAAGUUCUUUACAUGACUGAGCCCAUUGAUGAGUACGUAGUCCAGCAGCUGAAGGAGUUUGAUGGAAAACAGCUGGUCUCAGUUACCAAAGAAGGUCUGGAGCUUCCGUUGUCGGAUGAAGAGAAGAAGAAGAUGGAGGAAGACAAGACCAAGUUUGAAGAAGAUCAUCCAAUUAUGGAGAACUUGAGGCAGAAGAUUGAAGCUGACAAACAUGACAAGUCUGUUAAAGAUUUGGUGAUGCUUCUUUUUGAGACUUCGUUGAUGUCAUCUGGGUUUGCAUUAGAAGACCCGCAAAUUCAUGCGGCAAGAAUUUACAGGAUGAUCAAGCUUGGUCUGGGAUUGGAUGAUGAUGACGCUCCGAUGGAGGAAAUUACUAUUGAAGAAACUCCAGCAAUCGCGGAAGUCAACGAUGAUGAAGCCUCCAGGAUGGAAGAGGUUGACUAAGUUUGUUGAAAUGUUUUUUUUUUUUUAUUAUUAUUUAUUAUUACUUUUCCAAAGACUUGAUGUCACCAAGACUGCAAAUUUAUUGAGUAUUAUCACAGCAGAGCUUUGAGAACAAAUAUCUCAAUUGAGGGUGGUUCUUUUUUUAACA